Molecule: messenger RNA, 4170 nt
Organism: Mauremys reevesii (Reeves's turtle)
Lineage: Eukaryota; Metazoa; Chordata; Testudines; Geoemydidae
Product: putative methyltransferase C9orf114
Exons: 26
Coding region: 607-2997 (796 amino acids)
Biological process (GO): maintenance of centrosome location; biosynthetic process; miRNA processing
Cellular component (GO): kinetochore; mitochondrion; spindle pole centrosome
Molecular function (GO): pyridoxal phosphate binding; L-kynurenine:2-oxoglutarate transaminase activity; miRNA binding
Source: RefSeq, a predicted model, not a curated record
CAAAUCUCAUGGGUUCAAAUCCUGCCAGGGCCAACUCAGCCCUUCCAAGGUGGAUGAACCAGGUAUCCUAUGACUCACUCUGUGCAAGUAUUUGAGGAAAAAGUUGAGAGAAUCAAGGUUGUGAUCUAAAUGGAUCCCAGGGCAGCUUUCAGAAGAACCAGGGUUUGCAGAAAUACCCUUGGCUGAAAUAUUUCCUCUUCUGUAUGCCAGCUGCUGCCCUUCUUCCCAGAAGUGGCUGCCUUUCACUGGUGCUGUACACAGGGCUAAGUUGUGCUCCUUUUGAAGUCAAUGGAAGUUUUGCAAUUUACAUCAGUGGAAGCAGCCUUGGUUCCUUCAUGAGCUCCAGACAAAAUCCGAAGUGCAGAUAGAUCAUCGGUGGAGGCAAACAUUUAUUUAUUUUGAAUUCUCAUAGGCCUUUCCCAACAGCUCUCCAGAGCUCAGCUCCUCCCAGGAAGUCACAAGAGCAGCUGAAGCAAAUCAGAAAGAGGGGUGGAGGGUGUAGAAUGAGAAUGAAGGAAGACUAGGGGAGUUGUGCUCAUGUGCUGAACUGUGCAGAGUAAGACUGGAGUUUAUCUCUCUAGGACUGGAGUCAGUGGUUGCAGUGGCAUGCUCAGGAGGUCUGGACUGUCUCUGGGUCAGUACUUUCUGAGAAGGAAGAACUGUGCUGGAUUUAGCUGGUACUUCAACAAGACAAAAAUGUCAAGGCUGGUUCAAGCGCGAAGACUGGAGGGAAUAGACAAGAAUGUCUGGGUGGAAUUUGUGAAACUGGCUGCCACUUACCCAUCCGUGAACCUUGGCCAGGGCUUCCCUGACUUUCCCCCACCAGACUUUGUGAAGGAGGCGUUUAUGAAGGCUGUCGGUGGGGGGAACAUCAUGCUGCACCAGUACACCCGGGCCUUUGGACACCCGGCGCUGGUGACGAUCCUGGCCCGCUUUUUUGGGAAGCUGCUAGGGCAAGAACUGGACCCUCUGACCAACGUGCUGGUGACGGUCGGGGCAUACGAAGCUCUUUUCUGCUGUUUCCAGGCUCUGGUUGAUGAAGGCGAUGAGGUGAUUAUCAUUGAGCCGUUCUUUGACUGCUACGAGCCGAUGGUGAAGAUGGCUGGGGGCACUUCUGUGUUUAUACAACUGCGACCAAAAGCUGCAGAAGCCGGAAAGCUGAUGUCCAGCGGAGACUGGCAGCUGGAUCCAGCAGAGCUGGCUUCCAGAUUUACCGAACGGACCAAAGCCAUCGUUUUGAACUCACCCAACAACCCCCUGGGGAAGGUGUUCACCAGGGAGGAGAUGGAGCUCAUCGCAGACCUGUGUGUGAAACACGAUGUCCUGUGCUUCAGUGAUGAAGUGUACGAAUGGAUGGUCUAUGAUGGGAAGGAGCACAUCCGGAUUGCCAGCUUGCCGGGCAUGUGGGAUCGCACGAUAACCAUUGGGAGUGCUGGCAAAACCUUCAGCGCCACAGGAUGGAAGGUUGGUUGGGCUUUGGGGCCUGAUAGCCUUCUGAAACACCUCAGAACUGUCCACCAGAACUCCGUGUAUCACUGUCCGACAGCGGCUCAGGAAGCACUGGCUCAGGCAUUCCAAAGAGAGUUUGACAGCUAUGGGAAGCCAGACAGUUAUUUUGUCCAGCUGGCUCAGGAGCUGCAGCAGAAGCGAGACUGGCUAGUUCGGAGCCUAGUUGCUGGGGGUCUGAAACCCAUUGUCCCUGAGGGCACCUACUUCCUCAUGGCAGACUUCUCAGAGUUCAAAAGUGAAGUACCUGAUGUCCCGGACUCUGAUGAACCCUAUGACUCUCGGUUUAUAAAGUGGAUGAUUAUAAACAAGGGUUUAGUUGCCAUUCCAGUCUCUGCUUUCUACAGCAGUCCACACAAGAGGAAUUUUGACCAUCUCAUCCGCUUCUGCUUUGCGAAGGAGAAAGAAAAAAAGGUUGACUGGCGUAAAUGGAAACAAGAAAAAAAAGAAGAGAAGAAAAAAUGGAAGGAGAUAAAGCUAUUGAAAAAACUGGAAAAGAAACGAAUGCAGGAGGUGAUGGAAAAACAAAAAGAAGAAGAAGAAAAGGCAAAGGAAGACAAAGGACGUCAUUACACAGUUAGUGUAGCUCUGCCAGGCUCCAUCUUGAACAAUGCACAGUCUCCAGAGUUGCGGACAUACCUUGCUGGGCAAAUUGCCAGGGCCUGUGCCAUCUUCUGUGUGGAUGAGAUUGUGGUGUUUGAUGAGCAAGGAGAAGAUUCAAGGACUGUGGAAGGGCAGUUUGACGGGAUUGGAAAGAAAGGACAGGCCUGCGUGCAGCUGGCUCGGAUUCUACAAUAUUUGGAGUGUCCUCAAUACCUGAGAAAAUCAUUUUUCCCGAAACACCAGGAUCUGCAGUUUGCAGGACUCCUGAACCCAUUGGACAGCCCUCAUCAUGUGCGGAUAGAUGAGGAAUCAGAAUACCGGGAAGGAGUGGUGUUAGCCCGGCCUACCAAGCCAGGCAAAGGCUCCUUUGUUAACUGUGGUAUGAGGAAGGAGGUUCAGAUAGACAAACAGCUAGAGUCUGGUCUUCGAGUCACUGUUCAACUGGACAAGCAGCAAAAUCCAGACAGUAAAACACAGAAAGGCACUGUAGUAUCCUCGAACCAUCCACGGACUGUGUCUGGCCUGUACUGGGGUUACAAUGUCCGCUUAGCCUCCUGCCUGAGUGCUGUUUUUGCCGAAUGCCCUUUUAAAGAAGGCUAUGAUCUCUCUAUUGGGACCUCUGAGCGAGGGACCUGUGUGGACCAAGCAACUCUCCCCUCCUUCAGCCAUAUCCUAAUAGUAUUUGGAGGUCUCCAAGGCCUGGAGGCUGGUGUGGAUGGUGACCCAAACCUGGAGAGCACUGACCCAAGUGUCUUGUUUGAUGUUUACCUGAACACAUGUCCCAGCCAGGGCAGCCGCACCAUCAGGACAGAGGAAGCAGUACUGAUAUCUCUGUCUGCACUGAGACCCCACAUUGAUGAGGCCGUGAGGAAAGCCCAUGGUAGCUGAAGGGGGGAAAAAACUGAGACUACCUUCUCUUGCUUUCACCUGCACCAGCACUCUUCCUUCUCCUCAGAUAGCUCAUUCCAAGUUAUGCUAACCCUACACCUGGGAAGAGCUGCUGGGUAAGUCCCCAAGGCAGCCUGCUACACUCCAGCCUCUGAGAGUGAUCAAGAAAAGCACAGUACCAUUACCAAAAUGGCUACAGCUUUUUAACUGACUCAAACAUGAGUCUGAGAUUAAGUACUGUGACUCUACACUGGUUGGGGCUACUUGGAGUAUGCUCCCCAAACUAAACAGUGCUGGUAAAUGGAUCUAGCUGCUGCCUCACAUCAGCAUGGGAAGCCUGUCAGUGGAUCAUGCAGCACCAAGGGAGGUGCUGGAAAAAAUAAAACUGAACUGUCAUAUUUAGUGCACUGGAGUUUUUGAAAGUGGGGGUUGAGGCAAAGAAUUAGGGACCUGAUCUCCCAAGGCAUUGAAUGCCUGCUGUCUAAGCACCACUAAAGAGCAUGGUCUAAGUAGCUAAUGGCCAUUUUGGGCCUUUCUACCUCAACAUUACUCUUGAGGGCUUCUGGACACUGUGGGGCAGCUUCAAGAUGAUAUAUGCAAGUUAACUGAUGCAAAAUGGUGCUGUGUAACUUCAGUGGCUAGGAGGACCCCCUUUUUCAAGUCACUGUCUGAAGAGCAGCUCUUUUGCUGCAAGGCUGCACAGUAACAUGACCAUUUAAACUGACAUACAGCAAUAGGUACCCACUAUAACAAAGGAGGUGAGUGUAAAUUUCUGGAGAUCCAGUCAAUGCAUGGAGUGCCUGGGACGCUCCUCUGGCUAGUGGACAUAAGCGUCACAACUGAACCUAUGGUUGUACCCCAUCUGAACCUCAUAUUGAGGUAAAGUUUUAGCACUGGUGAAAUACUAACACUUUCUUGCAAGCAACAAUGGUGCUGUUGGGCCAGCUACAGUAGGUAUACAACCCAGACACUGUAGUGUAAAUGGUCCUUCAUUUCUUUUCUGUACAGGGAGGGUCUAGCUCCCUUAUGGCCACUUAGAGUCAAGCCUAAUCAUUUUGGCAGGAGCCUGUUGGUAUUACAAUGUUAACUUCCUAAAGGACACUACAGUUCCUGUAAGCACCAUGGGCCUUAUAAGCCACCAAGGAUGGGACUUCACUGAUGCCCUCACUCUUA